Molecule: messenger RNA, 1498 nt
Organism: Pyrenophora tritici-repentis Pt-1C-BFP
Lineage: Eukaryota; Fungi; Ascomycota; Dothideomycetes; Pleosporales; Pleosporaceae
Product: Aspartate-tyrosine-aromatic aminotransferase
Biological process (GO): biosynthetic process; amino acid metabolic process
Molecular function (GO): pyridoxal phosphate binding; transaminase activity
Source: RefSeq, a predicted model, not a curated record
AUGCUAUCUUCACGUGGCCGCAAGUAUGCGGCGUUGGACUUAGCAGCGAGCUACAAGAAAGACCGUGGUCAGCUGUACGAUGCCAAUCAUCCAAGAGGCCUCAUUUCUUUUCGGAAUGCGGAAAACUUCCUUAUGCACGAUGAAGCGCUUGAUUAUAUCAAGACAAAGUGCAUCUCUUCUAUCGAGCCUGAGUCCUUGACCUAUCAUGAUGGACCAUUUGGGUCCAAGCGAUUGAGGCAGGCGAUGGCCUCAUUCAUCAACUCUCGCUUCGCACCAGUUUCAGCUUUGAACAAGGACCAAGUCACAUUCGUUAGCGGCGUGACAGCCUUGAAUGAUGUCCUAUCACUCUGUCUGACCGAGGGAGAGGAGGAAGGCUUACUCCUUGGAAUGCCAAUUUAUGGCUCGUUCGCCGCGGAUCUCCGAAGCAUGUCAAAGUGUAAGCUUGUGUACACUCCGUUCAGAGGAGUGGAUCAGUUCGGCGUUAGGGCAGUCGAAUGCUAUGAGUGGGCUCUCCAGAAUGCAGCAAAGAGUGGUGUUAAGGUGAAGGGACUGCUUCUAGCCAACCCAAGCAAUCCUCUUGGUCAAUGCUACUCUCGGGAAGCCUUGGAGGCCAUACUACGCUUCUGCAACAAGUACAGCAUACACCUUAUCAGUGACGAGAUCUACGCCCUUUCUGUGUACGAUACCGAUGAAUCACGUCCAGGUUUCACAUCGGUACUCUCACUGGAUACAACAGGAUUGAUCGAUCGUAGCCUCAUUCAUGUAAUGUAUGGGAUGUCAAAGGACUUCGCGGCUGCUGGUCUCAGACUGGGAUGCCUGGUUACGUACAACGAAGAGCUGGGAAAUGCUGUGCAAUCUUUAGCGCGCUUCCACGCUGCUUCUCCGGUGACAGACGCCAUUGCUACAGUGAUGCUCGAGGAUGAAGAAUGGCACACGCAGUUCCUCGCAAAGAGUGCGCGUGUACUCAAUGAGCAUCAAAGCAUUGCCGCCAAGGGCCUCGAUGCUGCUGGAAUACCGUACAACCGCAAAUCUAACGCGGGAUUCUUUCUCUGGAUUGACCUCUCUGCCUGCUUGAAAGCCCGGGAGUGGGACGCGGAAGAUGAGCUGAAGCUCCAGCUGUACAAUUUUGGUUUGGAGAUGUCGGCCGGCAAUGCAUAUCAUGAUGAGGAGCCGGGGAAAUUCCGCUUCAUUUUCUCGGUGGAUAAAGAUAUGUUGGAAGAAGCGCUUAGGAGAGUUGUGGAGUUCUAUGUGACCAACAGGCGCUCUUAGGAGAAACAUGCUUAGCGCGAGGCGCGAGCCUGUCGUCGAACGCAACCAUAUACAUGGGCACUCCGGCUACCUACCCUUAUAGACCUGCGACUGCUUGUCUAAGGGAUCAUUCUUGAAGUAGUACAACGUACCUACCUAGGUAGCUAUCCUAGAAUACGUAGAGUCUAGCGGAAUAUCAUUGCCGAAAACCUGAUGUCAUUUAAGGUUUCGAUGGCAUUUGUCCUCAACA